This is a messenger RNA of Dermacentor andersoni, 2994 nucleotides long. RefSeq lists its product as uncharacterized. The record is from RefSeq and is a predicted model, not a curated record. Lineage: Eukaryota; Metazoa; Arthropoda; Arachnida; Ixodida; Ixodidae. Gene Ontology annotation, molecular function: protein binding.
UAUGACCGCUUCUUCAUUUGUUCAUGUGUUACCGUAAUAAUUUUUUACUUGAAAAGGAAAAUUGAGUAACAGUGUUAAGUGUAUUGCUUUCCACCCUUCACCUAGUACCAAAAACUACUUACCUAGGGCAGAGUCGGUUUUAUGUGCAUAAGAUGGAAUGUGACAAUGUAAAAAAAAAAAGAACUCGCGCACAGUGAAAGUGCCAGAGACAUGUUGACUUUAGUGGGAAGCUGGUCAUGUUAGCAAACAUUGCGCAUGGCCUGUCAUGCUACUCCAGGCGUUGAGCGAAAGAUAUGAUACAGAGAGUGAUCACGGAAAGAUAUUGACGGCACAAAGACACAAGCUGCACAGGUAUUUCAGCACUGUUGAGUCUAUGCUGGAUAGAGCCAGUGUGAGUAUUGCCUGUCGAAUGCGUUUGCAUUAUUAAGAGUGGAAGGAAGUGUGGGAAGCAGGUAAAUUGGUACAGGUAGGUCACGUGACACACAUAUAUAUAUAUAUAUCACGUGGUCACAUACGUGACCACCGGCAGUUGCGCUCCGCACUUUGAAGAGGCAGGACACGUGUGCCGAGUGAGCUCCUGAGCAACACAUUUGCAAUGUGGUGAACGCGGUUUAAAUGACUAAUCUGGGACCUCAAGAAGGUGCGAAGUAAUGCUAACGCAUUCUCUCGCAUUUACAAUUAAAUCACCACUGCACCAUUCUUUUUUUUUUUUCACUACACGCGAGCGCACACGUUUUCCAAACUCUGGCAACGCGCGGGAAGGCUCGCUGUAGAUGCAGAGGCCAGGAGCGAAGGCUUUCAACCUUCUCAUACCCCCUCUCACUUGGUAUUCCUCGUCGCGCAGCGACUGCCGCACGCAUCACCUCUCCGCGCAUCCUCUCCUCCCCCCCUCUCUCUCCUCUUCCACGCCGCUCCUAAGCGCCGCUCAGCAGCGCUCUUAUCGGCUCGUCGGCUCGGCAGCCAAACAGUCUCUCCUCGAGCAGACGACGCGGUCGCGGCACCGUCUAUCACGAGGAAGAAAAAAAGUAUUUUCUUUGUUUGCACGCUCCUUUCUUUCUCGGAAUUAUUAUUAUUUUAAUUAUGUUCACGUCUCGUCAUUGCGCUUGUAACCUGCGCAAGUGUCUCGGUGUGCCUGAAUUGUGUCUGUUCUGCAUCGGCAUCGACGACUCGCCACUCCCUGUUCUUCUUUAGUGCGAACAAGUAUAGCUUGUAUAACGUGGUCCUGUUCCACGCCUUCGUCGUAUUUGCCUGGGAUAUUGCAGCUCAGGAAGCACGUCGCUUCUUCGGCAUCUGUCGCCGACGUGUCCGACUUUUGCGUGGUUGCCAAUUCCUCUCGCCUAGCAAAACGUUUUUUGUCUUCUCUGCACUACUUCACUGUCAUGCCUUCUGCACUUACCCUCCUGGUAGCGGCCUGGCUUCUAGCGAUAAGCCGUGUGGGUUCGGAUGACCCGGUGCCUGACCUCUGCAAUCUCAUUGACCAGCCCAUGUACUGUCGUUGCGACGCCAGCGAUGCGGACGAAGUGACCGACGUCACGUGUUACGUAGGACGAAAGCUGCCGGAUGACCAUGUUGUUUUUCGAUCGUUCGAACGGCAACCGAGUGUCACUUCUGUAGCAUUCACUGCCUUUGGUAGUGAGUAUAAGCUCGACUUUGUCCCGACGUUGGCAUUGCUCCACACACCGCACGUGGAGCGGCUGAAGGUCUCCCAAGCCGUGCUCGGGGACGUCAAGCCUCACUCUUUCCACAACCUCUCGCGUCUCGCCGUGCUCUCACUGGACUCGAACGAGAUUACGAGCUUGGACGCCGAGGCCAUCGCGGACCUUCCCCGCCUCAAGAAGCUCGAGCUCGGAGACAACAAGCUGAGGAGGCUGCGCGCCGGCUCCCUGAAGAACCUGCCCUCCCUGACGUACCUCUUCCUCGAGCGCAACCAGCUGGAGGUGAUCGACGACGGCGCCUUCGAGGAUCUGGGCGCCCUGCGCGAGCUGGAGCUGAGCGACAACGCCAUCGAGAAGCUGAGCGAGCAGAGCUUCCGCGGCCUGGGGCGCGUCGCGAGGCUCGACCUGUUCCGCAACAAGCUGACACGCCUCGAGGCCCGCGUGUUCGGCGGCAUGCCCCAGCUGGCCGAGCUGGACCUCAAGUACAACGCGCUGUCCGAGGUCGACCCGCUGGCCUUCGAAGGGCUGCCGCAGCUGACGGUUCUAUACAUGUCGUACAACCGACUGCGCGUGCUGCCCGCGCACAUGUUCCGCGGGGCUCCCAACCUUGUGUCCGUGGACCUGUCGCAGAACCAGCUGCUCACGCUUACCUGGAGGACGGUCCAGGACCUGGCGAAAAUCGACGCCGAGUCCUUCGACAUGAGCCUCACUGGCAACAAGUUCAGCUGCGACUGCCGGUUGGCCUGGAUUCUACACCUGGAGCGAGCCACGCGGCAUGCCAAGUUCCGGAGAGAACUGCGCCACGUCAAGUGCGAUUUCGAAGACGCCACUACGGCCAACGCGACCGGCGGCAGCAAAGUGGUCCGGCUGAGCCUCAAACAGCUGGGAUGCGCCGAGGACUACGAGCGUCCUGAAUUAGCCGAUCGACCUCUCACGACUGACACUCCCGAGUCCGCGCUGCCUUCAGCGCACCCUUACGACAACGAUUACGAAGACGUCAGCGAUGACGAGGCAGACGGCGACGAAAGCGUCGAGAACUCGCGCGAUUUUUCGCCGUACGACAGGCAGCACUCGCGAGAAGAGAUGCCUUCUGUAACAAAAGAAGUCGACGUCAUCCUGAGUCAGCAGAAAGCUCUUGAGAAAGACACGACCGUGUCGUCGAAUGGCCAUAAGGGUGCUCACGGCACGGCUGCAGAAACUGUGCCGCGCGAGGCCAUGACAGUGCGAAUUUUCAUUUUAUUGUUCUCUGUCUGUGCGCAAAACUUUUGCAGAUGAUGAGGUUGUGUCUGUCUCUGCAAAUUGUUUUUCCGAAAAGAUAAAAUAUAGCGCUUGGUGAAGA